AUGGAGGACAAGGUCAUGCCCGAGGCCGAGGCCCCAAGAGCCGAAAUCAAGAGCUGGAACACCAGCGGCUUAGGGGGCAUGGGGGAGAAGGGCGAGGAGCCGCGCUUCCAGAUCAAGAAGUGGAGCGCCAUCGCCUUGUGGGGUUGGGAUAUCUGCACGGAUACUUGUGCCAUCUGCCGCAACAAGCUCUACGAGCCCUCCAUUGAGGCCCAGGCCAACCCACAGUUGGCGGAUGUGAACGGCUACUCGAUUGCUUUCGGCUGUUGCGGCCACGUCUUCCACAUGGACUGCAUCUCGCGAUGGCUUAAGACCCGCUCGGUCUGCCCCUUGUGCAAUCAGGAGUGGGAGUUUGCGAAGGUCGAGAAGAUAGCUGCGUUCAAUCCCAUCGGCUGA
Molecule: messenger RNA, 393 nt
Organism: Symbiodinium necroappetens
Lineage: Eukaryota; Dinophyceae; Suessiales; Symbiodiniaceae
Source: the annotation of a GenBank genome assembly